Messenger RNA from Cucurbita maxima (winter squash), 3073 nucleotides. RefSeq names its product putative potassium transporter 12. The record is from RefSeq and is a predicted model, not a curated record. Gene Ontology annotation, molecular function: potassium ion transmembrane transporter activity. Gene Ontology annotation, cellular component: membrane. The transcript is spliced from 10 exons. NCBI's taxonomy places the organism in Eukaryota, Viridiplantae, Streptophyta, Magnoliopsida, Cucurbitales, Cucurbitaceae. Bases 327 to 2846 code for a protein of 839 amino acids. Gene Ontology annotation, biological process: potassium ion transmembrane transport.
CUUACCUUCUACAAUACAAACCCUAAUCCAGUUCAAACAACCAAUUUUUGUUUGAAUGUUUGAAUGUUUGAAUGUUUGAAUGUUUGAAUGUUUGAUUAAAUUAGAGAGAAUUUAAAGAGCCAUCUAUCAAUUCAAUUAUUGAGAUGCGUGGGCUGUGACGAUGUGGCUUCAUUCAAUAAUAUUUCCAGGACGCAAGAUCAGAAUAAUUGAGUGACCGUGGCGGUUCGCGGCGGGUAGGCCACUAGCCAGGAGAGGAGGCGAAGGUAGCAUAGGGAGGAAUAGCUGCGGCGGAGGCAAGUCGAGGUUAUCGAGGACUUGGUGGAGAUAUGGAGCAAGAAGAUCGGAUUGAAGAAGAUUGCUCCAGGUUGCUGCGGAGGAAUAGCGUUACUGGUAGUAGUAACGAUUACAGGUGGGUUGAUGGCAGUGAAGUGGACUCCGAGUCGCCUCCAUGGUCGCUGUUUGAAGAAAGAGAAAGCGGAGAUGGAUAUGGAUCUAUGAGAAGGAGAUUGGUUAAGAAGCCCAAGAGAGUCGAUUCUUUUGAUGUUGAAGCUAUGGAGAUUGCCGGUGCCAACUAUCACCAUUUAAAGGAUGCUUCCAUUUGGCAAACUAUUGCUAUAGCAUUUCAAACACUUGGUGUUGUAUAUGGUGACAUGGGUACAAGUCCAUUAUACGUCUUUGCUGAUGUAUUCAGCAAGGUGCAUAUUGAGGCAGAUGUUGACGUCCUGGGGGCUCUAUCCUUGGUGAUUUACACAAUUGCUCUUAUUCCGUUGGCAAAAUACGUUUUUGUAGUGCUCAAAGCCAACGACAAUGGUGAAGGAGGAACAUUUGCAUUGUAUUCACUGAUUUGUAGGUACGCCAAAGUUAACAUGCUGCCAAACCGUCAGCCAGCUGAUGAACAUAUCUCAAGUUUUAAGCUCAAACUACCAACUCCAGAGUUGGAAAGGGCCUUAAAUAUCAAAGAAACUCUCGAGAAGAGAUCAUCCUUGAAAACUCUUAUAUUGCUGCUGGUUCUGAUGGGCACUUCAAUGAUUAUUGGGGAUGGUAUUCUAACCCCAGCAAUAUCAGUGAUGUCUGCUGUGAGUGGUCUGCAGGGACAGAUAAAGUCAUUCGAUACAAAUGCUGUGGUCGUUGUUUCAAUUAUAAUCCUUGUGGCCUUGUUCAGCAUACAGAAAUUUGGGACGGGGAAAGUAGGAUUUAUGUUUGCUCCUGUGCUUGCUUUGUGGUUUUUUAGCCUGGGAUCUAUUGGAAUUUACAAUUUAGUGAAGUAUGAUCUCACCGUUAUAAGGGCUCUCAAUCCCGCUUACAUCUAUUUAUUCUUCAAGAAAAAUUCAAAUAACGCAUGGUCAGCUCUUGGUGGUUGUGUUUUGUGCGUAACAGGAGCUGAAGCAAUGUUUGCUGAUCUAGGCCAUUUCACUGUGCCAGCCAUACAGAUUGCCUUCACUUGUGUUGUUUUCCCCUGCCUUCUCUUGGCGUACAUGGGUCAGGCUGCAUAUCUCAUGAAACAUCCAGAUUCUGCAGAAAGAAUAUUUUAUGAUUCUGUGCCAGCAAGUCUUUUUUGGCCAGUCUUUGUGACAGCAGCACUUGCUGCUAUGAUUGCGAGCCAAGCAAUGAUAUCUGCAACCUUUUCUUGUGUCAAACAAUCUAUGGCUCUUGGAUGUUUUCCGAGAAUGAAGAUAAUUCACACAUCUAAGAGACGAAUGGGUCAAAUUUACAUCCCUAUGAUCAAUUGGUUUUUGAUGAUAAUGUGCAUACUUGUUGUUGCAAUAUUUCGAAGGACUACAGACAUCGCCAAUGCUUAUGGUAUUGCUGAAGUUGGUGUGAUGCUGGUGAGUACUGCUCUGGUGACCCUAGUAAUGCUUCUGAUCUGGCAGACAAAUUUGUUUCUUGCGUUAUGUUUCCCACUUGUAUUUGGAUCAGUGGAACUUAUCUACUUAUCUGCAGUUUUAUCAAAAAUCAGAGAAGGUGGGUGGUUGCCACUUGCUUUUGCUUCCGUUUUCCUCUCUGUGAUGUACAUAUGGAACUAUGGGAGUGUGUUGAAGUAUCAAAGUGAGGUGAGAGAGAAGAUAUCAACGGAUUUCUUGUUUGAACUGGGAUCUACCCUCGGAACUGUAAGAGUUCCAGGAAUUGGUCUCCUCUACAACGAGCUUGUCCAAGGCAUUCCAGCAAUUUUUGGGCAAUUUCUUCUCACCCUUCCAGCCAUCCACUCCACAAUUGUGUUCGUGUGUAUUAAAUAUGUUCCAAUACCCGUGGUUCCGCAAGAGGAAAGAUUUUUGUUCAGAAGGGUUGGUCCAAAAGACUACCAUAUAUUUCGUUGCAUCGCGAGAUAUGGCUACAAGGAUGUGCGGAAGGAAGAUCACCAUGCAUUUGAGCAGCUUCUGAUGGAAAGCCUCGAGAAGUUCUUAAGAAAGGAGUCUGGCGAACUUGCCCUGGAGAGCAAUUUGAAUGAGCUGGAAUUUGAUAAUAUUUCAGAGAGGUUGAGGGAUUCUUCUCCAACCCCAGGUGGCAUUGAUGUGAAUGAGGAGCUGAGAAUUCCAUUGAUGGAAGAGGCAAGAACUACAAGCUCCGAAGAAUCUCUUGGGGCGCGGUUGCCAUCCAGCAUCAUGGCAUCGGGUGACGACCCUAGUUUGGAGUAUGAGCUAUCAGCCCUUAGGGAAGCCAUGGAUUCAGGAUUUACAUAUCUACUGGCACAAGGGGAUGUCCGAGCAAAGAAAAACUCAUUUUUUAUUAAGAAGCUUGUUAUAAACUAUUUCUAUGCGUUCCUAAGGAGGAACUGCAGGGGCGGUGCAGCAACAAUGCGAGUUCCUCACAUGAACAUCAUGCAAGUUGGGAUGACUUACAUGGUUUGAGGAGACAUUAGUAUUAUUAUUAUUAUUAUUCUAAAUCUCCACAGUCUGCUCAGGAACAACUCCUGACUUGGAAAAUAUUUACAGAUGGUUAGGCUGAAUAAAAAAGUAUGUAGUUUAGUUUUUAUGUUGUUUAUGAAUGACCGACCUACUAUUUAUUAGGUUAGUUGUGGUUAUAAUCUAUAGAUUUCAAUCUCUCUUCUAAGUGUUCAUUACGCUUUAGUUGUUUU